Messenger RNA from Theobroma cacao (cacao), 500 nucleotides. Its product is annotated as protein GOLVEN 7-like. Gene Ontology annotation, biological process: positive regulation of gene expression; regulation of root meristem growth; positive regulation of cell population proliferation. Gene Ontology annotation, molecular function: growth factor activity. The record is from RefSeq and is a predicted model, not a curated record. NCBI's taxonomy places the organism in Eukaryota, Viridiplantae, Streptophyta, Magnoliopsida, Malvales, Malvaceae.
AACACCCACAGAAUCAUUCAAACGAAGUUGGAAUAAACGCUUUAGAAAGAUGGCAGCUGGGAGGGUAACAUGCCUCUUGAUUUUACUUCUGUUUGCUAGCUGGAUCUCCUUUGCACAAGCCAGCCAAGGUGGGGGUAUUCCAGAUUCAAACCAUAAGACAGCUUCAACCGGAAAGGUGAUGAUUAAGGGGCUUCUGGAUGGUGAACGCGGUGUGACUGCUGCUACAAACAAAAACUUGCUAGGAGGAAGAAAAAUGGUGGUUGACAGGCAAAUGAAGGUGAAGGAUGUGAGAAGUGGCGGGGAACAAACUGUCAGUCAUUCCUCUGACGAAGUGGAUGAGUCAGGUUUCGUGGCUUUCAAUGCUGAUUAUCAUGCGCCGAGGCACCACCCGCCCAAGAAUAACUGAGACAGAUAACAUACUGUAGCCAAUAAAGAAUGCUAAACAAUAUAGCGCUGAGGAAUGUUCAAAAUACAGUUCUGGCUUUUGCUUGUAUCUAUGA